Anopheles merus is the source of this 1828-nucleotide messenger RNA. RefSeq names its product ATP-dependent (S)-NAD(P)H-hydrate dehydratase (gene Naxd). Lineage: Eukaryota; Metazoa; Arthropoda; Insecta; Diptera; Culicidae. The record is from RefSeq and is a predicted model, not a curated record. Gene Ontology annotation, biological process: metabolite repair. Gene Ontology annotation, molecular function: ATP-dependent NAD(P)H-hydrate dehydratase activity. The coding region runs from base 10 to 963 and encodes 317 amino acids. The transcript has a single exon.
CUGGCUGCGAUGAAACAAAUCGUAAAAAACGUAAACACCAUAACUCGGGUGGCGAAAAUUACGACCCGCGCCGGAAUGUCGUCGGAAAACAAGUCGCCGCUGCUGGAGCGGGCCCGCAACAUAGUGCCUCACCUCGACACGGACCGCCACAAGGGCCAGGCCGGCCGGAUCGGCAUCGUGGGCGGCUCGCUCGAGUACACCGGGGCGCCGUACUUUGCCGCAAUCAGUGCGCUGAAGGUGGGCGCGGAUCUGGUGCAUGUGUUCUGUCCGGAUGCGGCCGCCCAGGUAAUCAAAUCGUACAGCCCGGAGCUGAUUGUGCACCCGCUGCUCGACUCGAUCAACGCCAUCAUCCAGAUCGAGCCGUGGCUCGAGCGGCUGCACGUACUCGUGAUCGGGCCGGGGCUCGGGCGGAACCGCCAGAUAAUGCAGACGGUGGCGGAGCUGAUCAAAAUCUGCCGCCAGCUGCAGAAACCGCUCAUCAUCGACGCGGACGGGCUGUUUCUCAUCACGCAGGACAUCAGCCUGGUGAAGGACUACUACGGCGUGAUACUGACGCCGAAUGCGAUCGAGUUCUGCCGGCUGUUCGGGAAGGACCGGGACCAGAUCAUGCUGUCGCUCGGGCGGCUCGGGGCGGGCGUGACCGUAAUCGAGAAGGGGCUGAACGAUCGGAUCUACGACUCGCUCACGCUGGAGAAGUACGAAUGUCCGCAGGGCGGUUCCGGGCGGCGGUGCGGCGGACAGGGCGAUUUGCUGGCCGGGUCGCUCGCCACCUUCUACUACUGGGCGCUGGAGUCGAAGCAGGAAAUUAGCCCCGCGAUGGUGGCCUGCUUUGCGGCCAGCACGCUCACCAAGACGUGCAAUAAGUACGCGUUCAAGCUGAAGGGCCGCAGCAUGACGUGCAGCGACAUGAUCGACCAGAUUCAUCCCGUGUUCGACGACCUGUUCGAGCACAAGAAGGAUUAGGGCUGGUCGCACCGGAGCUGCCAGCGGUCGGCUCCCGGCCCGAUGGUGGCGCUCGUUUACCGAUACCUCAGAUCUGCACGUUCUCUACUCGUCGUCGUCAUCGUCAUCGUUCUCGUCAGUGUGUUCAUAGUUGUCUCUGUUCAUCCAAGCUCCGGCAGCACGGUGGUCUGACGAUUGCAAACGAAAUUGCAACGAAACACACACACACAUUGGAGUCAAUUGGUUGCAACGAACUAGCUCUCGCCACAGGGACGGGAUCAUUUGGAUUCUGUGUGAAACAGUCAGGGUGAAGGGUAGUUUAGUAGGAAGCUAAUUUUAAGCAUGAUAGAAAGACUAGACAAAGGAAGGGAUCAGGCGCUGGUGCGUCUGCAGUAGAUUUUCUAGCUCGUCAUCACGUGGCAUCUCACAUCUUACGCAGUACGGCUACCCAGCCCCGGUUUGAUAUCGGGCGCACUGGUGGUGGUGGUGGUAGUGGUGUAGCGGCGUACGAAUUUUCAUUCUUGCACGAUUUUUUAAAUACAAUUCACGAUUGGGUGGAAACAUCAUCGAACGGGGAAGAAGCGCUACUUGGGACUGUAAAGAGGCGGGCAAAAAUUAAUUGUGAAAAAUGUUUUACCAAAGAUACGAAAAUUCCAAUAAAGACUAAAUGCAACUAUCGAGAUUAAAAUGAACAUAGUUAAAAGGUUUGAUAUGAUACAGUAGUUUGGAAUAAAUAUCCUUUAAAUGUACUAGUCCUCCUUAUCCAUUCGUUAGAAAAUUUCACUUUUCAAGCUUUCCAGCUAGCAGCGCAGAAAGCUUUCCCAAAAGCUCCUUCCCCACAGUGAUGACGAAUAAUGUGCAACACAUGGUUAAUUUGGGCUAUUGU